AUGUCCUUCGCAAUUAAGCUCCAAGCGCCGCUGACGCAUCGCUCAACUGGACCAGGUCUCAUUCUGGUUGUUCCUGACUCACCUGAUCCGAAAUUAUCAGAUAUCGGUUUCUUACUGGACCCGUUGCCUUCCCAGAAAUGGGCUGAGGAGGGCUUUUGUACGGCAUGUAUUUCUCUGUCACCAGAAGCCAGCCACGAAUUCGACUCGGCGUUGAAGGCUGCCGUUGAUCAGCUGUCCAAUAUGCCUACUCUUUCCGCUAGUAAUAAGUUUGGUUCAUAUAUGCUUCUCCGCACAGUUUAUGGCACUGCACUGUUGAACCAGGCGAUCAUUUCCGUACCAAGCUUCUCAUCAAUCGGAGCCGUGAUUGGAUAUUCCAAGUCCGUUUUUGAUAUGAAACAAUCGACUCAUUUCUUAUCUCUGAUUCAUUGUGCUGGCGCCCCAAUCUCAUCUCCCGGAAUCUAUACCUACGAUGUUGCCAACGAAUAUUUUGUUAUUCCUGGACAGCCGGCGUAUGAUAAAGCUUCAGCAACAUUAGCUCAUCAAAGAAGCCUCGUCUUUUUGCGAAGAUUCUUCGACGGCCCUUAUUUUGAUUUGGAAAAGAUUUGGGAAGAACACACGCUCUAUGAAUUCGGGGAACGUGCGGUUGAGAAGACUAUGGCUCAAGAGCCAUACGUGAACCAUGUCCCCACGUUGACCGGCGGAAUCGGUCGAACUGCCCUGACCGAGUUCUACGCCAAUCACUUCAUCUUCUCCAAUCCCGAUUCGUUCGCGCUCAAACUCGUCAGUCGGACGAUUGGGCCGGAUCGCAUCGUAGACGAGCUGAUUAUCGACUUUAUUCAUGACCGUGUCAUUGAUUGGAUGUUGCCUGGAAUUCUACCAACAGGGAAGGCAGUCCGCAUACCGCUUGUGGGUGUCGUGAAUGUUCGCGGUGACAAGCUCUACCAUGAACACAUAUACUGGGAUCAAGCUUCUGUGCUGGUUCAAAUCGGCCUUCUUCCCCCUCAACUUGCUUUCCCGGCAGACUUUGAUGCGGCUGGUCUCGCGGGAAAAACCUUUCCACUCCCCGUGACAGGCUUGAAGCAAGCUGAGAAGAUGCUCGACCCAGUGGGUAUUCCAAGCAAUGAGCUCAUACCGUAG
Molecule: messenger RNA, 1137 nt
Organism: Dacryopinax primogenitus
Lineage: Eukaryota; Fungi; Basidiomycota; Dacrymycetes; Dacrymycetales; Dacrymycetaceae
Exons: 6
Coding region: 1-1137 (378 amino acids)
Biological process (GO): polyketide metabolic process
Source: RefSeq, a predicted model, not a curated record